Molecule: messenger RNA, 3325 nt
Organism: Tetranychus urticae (two-spotted spider mite)
Lineage: Eukaryota; Metazoa; Arthropoda; Arachnida; Trombidiformes; Tetranychidae
Molecular function (GO): lysozyme activity
Source: RefSeq, a predicted model, not a curated record
UGGUCUUCGUAUAUUCAGCGUUUAAUCGAUGCUUUCAGGGACCAGUUUUUCAGGGUUUUCAUCAUCAUCGUCGUCGUUCUCUCCUUUACUCUCUUGUUUACGUUCGUUUUCUUGUUACUCUCACUUUCACUCUGAAAGAUUGCCUGUAUUUUUUAAUUUAUUAUUAUUUCAUUUUUCUCGAGCAAAUCAUCAUAAACUUAAUUUUCCAUCCUCUUCGAAUCAAUUCCUUCCUUUCAGUUCAACAUUAACCAAUGUAAGCUUAAUCCCUCCCCUGUUUUGGGAAAUCUUGAAGACUCUCUGUUCUUGGAAUCAUGUUUUAAAUUUUUGUUUCAAACCACUUCAUCUUUGGUUUCGGACAUCGGCAAGACCAUCGACUAUAUCAACUAUACCAACAUCUACAUCACAUUGACAUCAUCUUUUUACCAGUAUCAGGUGAAAUUUACUCUUAAAGUCAAUUUCCAAAUUCAAAUUUUUCACUCCAAAAAUGAGCCGUUUACAGGCUCUUACUGUUUUCUUGGUGAUAUACAUCAGUCAGACGGCUUCAGUUGAAUCGCAAAUAACCCAACAAUGUCUCGAUUGUAUCUGUCAGGCUAGCACAGGAUGUGAUCUAUCUAAAAAGUGUCAAAACUCAGGGCCAUCAUCAUACUUUUGUGGACCUUAUCAAAUAUCAUGGUCUUAUUGGUCUGAUGGAGGAAGACCUGGUGAUCAAGGAGGUCCACAUGAUUUUGAAACCUGUCUUAAUGAUAAAUCGUGUGCCGAGCAAGCUAUCUAUGGUUAUAUGAACAAAUGGGCCCGAGAUUGUAAUGGUGAUGGAGUCAUUGAUUGUACCGAUUAUGCUGCUAUCCAUAAAGCAGGUCCACACUCGUGCAAUGCUCAAUGGUUACUCGAUUCAGAAUACUGGAGAGUAUUUCAGUCAUCAUCAUGUGCCUCUGGAACUUCCAACUAUAAUGGCAAUUAUAAUCCACCUCGAGACUCUUCGUUUGGUGAAAGUGUAAAUGUUGAACCUCAACCUCAGCCUCAACCUCAACCACAUACCACUCAUUGGACUUUCCCAAGCUCACGUAAUAACAGUUAUCAACCAGUUGCUGCCACUCAACCAGGUUAUAGAUCAUAUGGCGGUCAACCGGAACGAGGAAGAUAUAAUAAUUACAAUGUACCAUCAAACAACAAUAACCCACUGCGACAUGAAGUAUUUGGUCCAUCAUCAGUGGGUCAACCACCAGCCUCCCCAGUUGUACCUGUUGCUAACAAUGAUGAAGGUGUCCUUCGUCCUUAUCCUUCAAACCAACCUUCACCAUCUUCAAACAAUGGACCAGAAUCUGGAUCGUUUUCAUCAGGAUCGUCAGGACAACCUUCUACCGUUUACAAUGAAGGAUCCAAUUUCGCCACAAAUGGACCUGUUGAUUCUAAUUGUUUAGAGUGUCUUUGUCAGGCUAGCACGGGUUGUGAUGCUAAUAAGCAAUGUUUUGGUAACGUUUGUGGUCCUUACCUUAUAUCAUGGCCUUUCUGGGCUGAUGCUGGUAAACCAGGAACUGACUAUGUUUCAUGUGCAUUGCGUAAAAACUGUGCUGAAGCUGCAGUCCAAGGAUAUAUGUCAAGAUUUGCUCGUGAUUGUAACAAUGACGGUGUAAUUAAUUGUGAUGAUUAUAUCAUGAUUCAUCAAUAUGGACCCAACUGCGGACCAGGAGUCUUUGGUACUGGCAAAUUUUGGCAAGAAUACAAAAAUUGUCAUCAACCACCAAUUGAUGCGCGAAGCAAUCGUGUUCGGGAAUCUAAUGUAGAACGUUUCAGGCCAAUUGAACGACCAGGUCAACCAGCUAACCUUAGACGAGAUGAAACAUCUAAUUGGAAUGGUGCUAACAAUCGAUUCAAUGAGAAUGAGAUACCGGGCAUUAGAUCAGUUGAUCGUAAUAUUAAUCAACCAGAGGGACCAGAUAAUUUUCACCCUAUUGAUGACCAUUUGAACUUUCACCCAUUCCCUUUCACUCCUCCACCUUCAUUAAAUAACCUUAACUUGAAUCCUAAUCCAACCCGUCCAAACAGUACAGGCAAUGUUUACUUCAAUGAUUUAAACUUUCCCAAUCAACCAUUCAAUCCUCCCAAUCCAUCAGGAAUUCCUGGUCAACCGCCAAUCAAUAAUAAUAUCAAUCCACCAAGAAAUAGUGGCGAUAGAUUCCAACCCGGACAACCAAGAUUCAACCCUUUAGAGCAACCACCAGUCAAUCGAUUUAGACCAGAACCCUCUAUUAAUAGCAACAAUGAUUUCAGACCAGUGCCACCAAUAGAUAGUAAUGCACCUUCUGGUGAUAGAUCACCUCCAAGACCAAUUGAAAAUACAAGAACAAAUCUUGAUAAUAAUGGAAAUGGGUUCCAACCUGGUGUACUGAGAACUGAUGGUUUUCGUCCCAUCAUAAAUCCAAAUCCAAACAAUGGCCCACCAAAUAAUUAUCCAACCCAACCAAACAAUCCACCGAGAGAUUCAAAUUUUGACGCUAAUCCAACACCAAGAAUUCCCAAUGAAAGAUUUACACCUCGAUAUGAUCGUCCAAGUGGUUUCAACUUUCCAUCUCAACCAACUAACAGGCCAUUCUCUGGAAACAAUGAUUACUUUUCUCGAAGCCCAGUCACCAUUGCACCACCAACGAGCCCACCUUUAACCCCAUCUUCAGAUUCGUUUUCACCAGUUUCACCACCAACCACAAUCAGUCCAAUCUCAUCAAAUGACGAUGAUGAAAGUUCACUUUUACCAGGACCGCGUGAUUCUCGAUUUCUUGCACCAUCUAAGGGAAAUGUUUCAAUGACGGCAGAAUGUUUGGAAUGUAUUUGCGAGGCUUCAAGCAAAUGUGAUGCCAAUUUUCCUUGCAAGAAUUACGGAGGAUCUCAAGCGUGUGGUCCUUAUCAAAUUAGUAUUGCUUAUUGGUUGGAAUCUGGAAAACCUGGUUACAAAGGAGGCUCAAGUGAUUUCAUCAAUUGUGUUACCAACAUGGACUGUGCUCAAGAAACACUGAAAGGCUACGUUAAAAAUUUGAAACGAGACUGCAAUAAUGAUGGAGCCAUUGAUUGUCUUGAUUAUGCUCUUAUUCAUAAGCUUGGACCAAAUGCUUGUCAAGAUCAAAGUUUUCUUGACUCACCUUAUUGGAAUGAUUUCCAGGCUUGUUAUGGCUUUGAGAGAUAAUUAUUGUCUUUUUUCAGACAUCUAGGAUGUCGAAUGCCAGCCAUUUUGAAUUUAAUUUCAGUUUUUUUAAUGCCAAUUUUUCAAUCCAAUGUGCCUAUCUUAUUAAUUGAAAGAUGAUUUUUUCAAUUAAAGCCAUUUCUCGACAUUUUA